AUGCAACACAAUACUGUUGGUAAUGAUGAUGAUGAUGAUGAUGAUUUUAUGCUUUUAAAGAAACCUAAUGAACAAAGAUUUAAUGAUAAUGAUAGAUUGAGAAGUAAAAACAAUAGAACAAUCCUUUACAUGAAUGAUAUCAAUAAUGAUAAUGAUGAUGAUGAUGAUGAUGAUGAUGAUGAUGAUGAUGAUGAUGAUGAUGAUGAUGAUGAUGAUGAUGAUGAUUUGGAUGAUGAUGAUGAUGAUGAUGAUGAUGAUUGGUUAAUCAGUAGUUUUUAUAAUAAAACAUCAAAUAUUUUUUUUUGA
This is a messenger RNA of Schistosoma spindalis, 306 nucleotides long. The record is from the annotation of a GenBank genome assembly. NCBI's taxonomy places the organism in Eukaryota, Metazoa, Platyhelminthes, Trematoda, Strigeidida, Schistosomatidae.